CCGCCACCCCGACAUAGCCUCGGUGCUGGGCGCACCCGCCCCUUCCGACUACGUCAGGGCACGCACCGGAAGCGGAGACCGGAGCGGGCAGCGCUGGCGGGUGCGGUGCGGCCGGAGGGAGCGAGAUGCCUGUGACCAUGGGCCCAUACGGGCAAUCGCAGCCCAGCUGCUUUGACAGAGUAAAGAUGGGUUUCAUGAUGGGCUUUGCAGUAGGCAUGGCAGCAGGAGCACUAUUCGGCACGUUUUCCUGCCUCAGGAUUGGCAUGAGAGGACGAGAGCUGAUGGGUGGAGUUGGCAAAACCAUGAUGCAAAGUGGUGGGACCUUUGGGACAUUCAUGGCUAUUGGUAUGGGAAUCCGCUGCUAACCUGGCACUUGGGUUUUAUCUUGGAAUGCCCCUGUCCAGCCAUUCCUUCUCUGUACCAUAAUAAAAUCUUUAGAUAUCUAGAA
Messenger RNA from Falco peregrinus (peregrine falcon), 448 nucleotides. RefSeq names its product reactive oxygen species modulator 1 (gene ROMO1). The coding region runs from base 126 to 365 and encodes 79 amino acids. The record is from RefSeq and is a predicted model, not a curated record. NCBI's taxonomy places the organism in Eukaryota, Metazoa, Chordata, Aves, Falconiformes, Falconidae. Gene Ontology annotation, cellular component: TIM23 mitochondrial import inner membrane translocase complex. The transcript is spliced from 3 exons. Gene Ontology annotation, biological process: protein import into mitochondrial matrix; protein insertion into mitochondrial inner membrane.